UUUAUAGUAAUUUGCGCAUAUAAUCGACAGACUGUGCUACUUCUGUUGUACAUUUAUCAGUGUUUGCAGUUUUAGUGCGAUAUAUAGUAUGUUCGGAAAUAUAGCACGUGCUUUUAUUGCUGUUUAAAUGUAUACAAAGUAUGCUACCACUGCUACUAACUCCGUGGGUGGGAGUAUUCUGUUAUUACGAUAACAGAAUCACAUGUAAUUACCCACAUGUAAUUUUCCUUGCUGACUAUUUGCUGACGCGAUGAUGUCUGUGAAAGAGUUACCAGUAGCAAAUUUGCGACAAGAAAAAACAUGGGUACCGUGCAUAGGUGAUUUUGGGAUUUUGAAGGAAUUCUUUGCGCGUAAGAGGCGGCCGAUUUGGCAGGCAGUGCAAUUAUUUGAGGCUUUUCUGCGUGGAUUCGGACAGAUUGUUUUUGCGAAUAAUCCCCUGAGCGGGCUGCUGAUAAUAGUUACCUUGGGUGUGGUAUCGCCAGGUACAUUGGCGUUGUCUGCAGCCACCGCCGGCCUUGGCCUCGUACUGUCCGUGCUCAUACGAGAACCCGACGACAUCGUGGACAAUGGAUUAAGCGUAUACAAUCCCUUGUUGGUCGGCGCAAUGUCAUACAGUCUGAUACCGGAGAUUUACGGAGGUUUCGACUCCUUCAGCCUCCUGCUUGUGCUUUUAGCGACAAUAAUCAGUGUUUAUCUCUCGCGGUCCCUGAGAAGCGAUAAAUUCUCGUGCACAACGUGGCCAUUUAACUUGGCGGAGUUCGCGUUGAUUUUCGCCCUCUCGACGCAGAAUGGCAUGGACAUGGUGGCCACAUCCGCGGAGCCAAUGUUUGCAAUGCACAAUGCAACAAGUGAGACGACGACGACGACGACGACGACGACGACGACGACGAACGGCGCCGGUUUCUACGAGCAGAAUACGACUAACGUUUACAUCGACUGGGGAAAGGUUGUACGAGGCAGCGUCGUCUCCGCGUCGCAGCUUUUCGCCGUCGAUAAUGUGAUGGUUGGAUCCAUCAUGUAUUUGGCAUCGCUAAUAUACUCCCCUACGACAGCCGCGUUUUCAUUUUUCGGCGCUUUCUGCGGAACUUUUGCAGGCCUGGAGCUCGGAGCGGACAGACACACGGCCUACAGCGGGUUAUGGGGAUACAACAGCUUUCUGACCGGGGCUGCUCUGGGAGGAAAUCUGUUGGUGCUGAACGGUCAAACGGCCGCCGCCGCUAUCAUGGCGAUCAUUUACACCCCGCUUUUGCAGUACGCCUUACAUUCGGUGUUCGGAAAGUUACCGGUGUUGACGCUGCCGUUCGUGAUUGCGGCCUCGUUGUUUCUAAAAUUAAGCGACGGCAAGGAGGACCCGACGUUCCCGUGGCCCGUAUCGAUCACCUUUCCCGAGAAAGAGCGUCAUCGUUAUCUCGCCCGUCGUGCAACAUUUCGGGAGGAGAGAGAAGAUGCUGUAGAAGAAAUUAAUCUUGUCAGUUCGGACGAAAUGGGACCAAUCUCAUCGAAUAAUUAAUGUUUGCACCGACGUCCCAGAGGAACGUUUCUGAUUCCAGCAAGAUUCUUCGGCGCGUUUCCAGAUAAUGGCGUACGUGCUAAUCGUCUUAUCUCGCGUGGGCGGUUUAGGAACGGUCAAUAGGGAAGAUGAUAUAUAAGGGCUUCUUCUGGUGGAAGGGGCUUUUUUUCGGCGGGGCGCCUUCAUUGAGCUACUGAGAAGCUACAGGUCGAUCGAUGAAAUUUAUUUCGACGCUUUCGCUGUCACGGGUUAUAAAUUCGAUCGCUAGAUUUUUAUCCGAGAAAGCGAUAUUGCAUCGGGGGAACUAUAUGGAGCUCAACUGCUUAUUGCUACUGGAUUUCGAUUCCCACUUUGGCGCAAAGGCGAGCUGCCACGAGAUGUAAGGCGAACGCAUUUCCGCGCAUGAAGACGAGAGCCUUAUUGGAACUUUUCCAAAACGAGUGGACGGCGACAAGAAUCUGCGAGAGAGUUUUGUCUCUACAUUUUAACAAAGACGAGACCAGCCCGAGGGUUCUCUCGGCGAUCUCUCGGUCUUUCUCUUCGGUUUAAUCAAACUAGCGAGAAGCACGCCUGGCGAUUUGUGUAGGAAUGACGGCCACAAUUCGCUCCAAUUCUCCAAGAGAGGGGCGGUAAUGAAGAAAAGCGGAGCAAGAUUUCUGGUACCUCGCACGAUCGUUACCGGCGUGUAAUUUUUUAAUUUCGCGAUUCAAUAUUCGAGAUUCAUUCAAUCUUGAUUUUUUUACAUUAGCAUUAAGAGUGCGCAUUAACACGUGACGACGUUGUUAAAAUAUAGAAUUUCAGAUUUGUCUGGUACGAGUACCACGAUCUAUCUUUAUAACGUAACCCCAUAACUGCGCCGUUGCAGCAAGUAAUAAAAUGAUUUAUACCUCGAUAAGCCCGGUUUAACACAGGGCCCAGAUGCCUCCGCAAAGUCGGCUUUUCCUCUGCGAAAACUGUGUAACGGACAGUUUCACAUAAUUAUACGAUAGUCUAUUCAAAAUUAACGCCGGCAAUUUGCGGUUUGCCGACAUGCAGUUUACCAUUUCGGGAGUAAUUAAAGGCCAAUCAUUUUAAUUUCGAACAUUAACGCCACUCACUAAUAGCAGGACAAUAAGUAUGUUAUAUAUUGAUAAUUAAGCUGCAAAUUAAAGUUUUGUUAUAUGCUAUAAAAUCCAUUUGAAAUUUAA
Messenger RNA from Pogonomyrmex barbatus (red harvester ant), 2697 nucleotides. RefSeq names its product urea transporter 1. NCBI's taxonomy places the organism in Eukaryota, Metazoa, Arthropoda, Insecta, Hymenoptera, Formicidae. Gene Ontology annotation, molecular function: urea transmembrane transporter activity. Gene Ontology annotation, cellular component: membrane. Gene Ontology annotation, biological process: urea transmembrane transport. The record is from RefSeq and is a predicted model, not a curated record.